Molecule: messenger RNA, 432 nt
Organism: Brassica napus (rape)
Lineage: Eukaryota; Viridiplantae; Streptophyta; Magnoliopsida; Brassicales; Brassicaceae
Product: DEAD-box ATP-dependent RNA helicase 13-like
Exons: 4
Coding region: 1-432 (143 amino acids)
Cellular component (GO): cytosol
Molecular function (GO): adenine phosphoribosyltransferase activity
Source: RefSeq, a predicted model, not a curated record
AUGGUUGUAGUGAUUGAAAUGGAUACAGGUGUUGAAGGAAGAGGUUUCAUUUUUGGUCCUCCUAUUGCGAUGGCUAUUGGUGCCAAAUUUGUUCCCAUGAGGAAGCCCAAGAAGCUACCUGGUAUGAUGGCUAGGACUCAGAAGAACAAAGCAACCGCUCAUCAUCUGGAUUUGUUAAAGUGUGGUAUGUCGCCACUAUUACAGAAUCAGCUAGCAGAGUUAACAAAUCAGAAGCAGCAGCAACAAGUGGCAACUGGUGGAGAUAAAAAGAGAAGAAAGCUUGUGGUGGUUUCCCAGAAUUGCAUCGAACCGCUUCAAGCACUUUGUCAUGGUAAUAAAGAGGUGAUGAGCAUGAAAGGUCAGAGUGCAGAUAAGAGGCGCGAUAUAGCGACCUUGAGGAAGAAAAGAAAGGAAGAGAAGAUAGGUGUGUGA